AUGGCAAACGAAUCUCAGAUCCGUCAGAAUUUCGCCAGCGACCUCGAAGCCGCGAUUAACAAGCAGAUUAACAUUGAACUUUACGCUUCUUACGUCUAUCUGAGCAUGGUGAGUCUUUCUCUUCGUUUUUAUUAUUUUAGCUUCAGUGUAAUGAUAUACAGGGCCCUAAUUGUUCAUUUUUAGUCCUUCUUCUUCGACAGAGAUGACAUUGCCCUCCCGAAUAUCGCCAAAUGGUUGAAGAAGCAGUCAGAUGAAGAAAGAGAUCAUGCCCAAGCCUUCAUGAAGUACCAGAACACUCGUGGUGGACGAAUUGUUCUCCAAAACAUCCAGAAACCCGAGAAGGAUGAGUGGGGAUCGGCGUUGGAGGCCUUCCAAGCUGCUUUGGCUCUCGAGAAGUUCAAUAAUUCGUCGCUUUUGGAGCUCCACAAAGUUGCAUCCGAUGUCAAUGAUGUCUCGGUAGGUUGACAAAAAAGUAGUGGAUAUGAGAUAAGGCUAGAGCGUAAUAGGCUUUAAUCAAAUGAUUAUAUUGCGCUUGAUCUUAUCUAAUUAAUAUUAAUGAUUUAAUAAUUAUAUAAUAUUAGGCCUGCGACUACUUCGAGAACAAAUUCCUCGCCGAGCAAGUGGAAUCCAUCGAGGAGAUCGGCAAAAUUGUAACGAAUUUGAAACGAGUUGGAAAGGGACUUGGAGAAUUCAUGUUCGACAAGGAGUUAGAAUAA
Molecule: messenger RNA, 716 nt
Organism: Bursaphelenchus xylophilus (pine wood nematode)
Lineage: Eukaryota; Metazoa; Nematoda; Chromadorea; Rhabditida; Aphelenchoididae
Source: the annotation of a GenBank genome assembly